CUGAAGGCGGGGCGGAGAGCGGAAAGAGGGGGGCGUGGCCAAGCGCCACCGCCCGCCGACUCGCUCUCCCUGUGGGAGGCGGGGGCGCGCGCGCGCGCGCUCGUUCGCGCAGCCGGCUGCGUACAGUAGUGACGGCGCGCGGGAGCGGUCACAUGACCGUAGCGGCUGCCUGUACAGUAAGAACCCAAUAUGGCAGCGGCGGUAGCAGUGGCAACGGCAGCAAGAGGACCGGCCGCCCCUUAGAGCCCCCCCGCCCCCGCGCACCACCCCCGCCGCUUCCUCCGCCUGGGUGCUCCUCGGGUCCGACUUCCCCUUUCUCCCACCCUUCCCGGCACCGCGGGAAAAGCAGCGCACGGCACCGCCGGCUGGGAGGGCAGCGAGAGCCCGGGCACAGGAGCCUCCCCGUCAGUUCAAGACCCGACAUGAGGGAAAAGGGCCGUAGGAAGAAGGGCAGGACCUGGGCGGAGGCCGCCAAGACGGUCUUAGAAAAAUACCCCAAUACACCCAUGAGUCAUAAAGAAAUUCUUCAAGUCAUCCAGAGAGAAGGACUAAAAGAAAUCAGAAGUGGGACUUCCCCUCUGGCGUGCCUAAAUGCCAUGCUUCACACAAACUCCCGAGGAGAAGAAGGCAUCUUCUAUAAGGUUCCAGGCCGGAUGGGAGUCUAUACCUUGAAGAAAGAUGUGCCAGAUGGGUUGAAAGAGCUCUCAGAAGGUUCAGAAGAAAGCAGUGACGGCCAGUCUGAUUCCCAGAGCUCUGAGAACAGCAGCAGCAGCAGCGAUGGUGGGAGCAACACGGAAGGCAAAAAGAGCAGGUGGAAAAGGAAAGUAUCGUCUAGACUGUCCCAGCCGUCCUCUCCCCAGUCAGGCUGCCCAUCAGCCACCAUUGCAGCAGGUAAAGUCAUCUCUCCGUCACAGAAGCACAGCAAGAAGGCACUGAAGCAGGCUCUAAAACAACAGCAGCAGAAAAAGCAGCAGCAGCAGCAGCAAUGCAGACCUGGCAUGUCUAUCUCUUCCAACAACCAGCAUCUCUCUCUGAAGACUGUCAAAGCAGCCAGUGACUCCGUAUCUGCCAAACCUGCGAUAUGGGAAGGGAAGCAGUCUGGUGGACAGUCAAGCAGCCCUCAGAACACAAACUCUAGCUUUUCUUCUUCAGUUAAAGUGGAGAGUCCUUUGCUAGGUUUGGGGAAGAAGUCAUUCCAAAGGUCUGACAGGCUCCACACAAGGCAAAUGAAAAGGACUAAAUGUGCUGAAAUUGAUGUGGAGACACCAGACUCCAUUCUGGUUAACACAAAUCUCCGAGCCUUGAUCAACAAGCACACCUUCGCAGGCCUUCCUGGAGACUGCCAGCAGCGGCUGCUUUUACUACUUCCAGAGGUGGAUCGACAGGUUGGUCCAGAUGGUCUGAUGAAGCUAAAUGGUUCAGCCCUUAACAAUGAAUUCUUCACAUCAGCAGCCCAAGGCUGGAAGGAAAGACUGUCGGAAGGUGAGUUUACACCUGAGAUGCAAGUGAGGAUUCGACAAGAGACUGAGAAAGAGAAAAAAGUGGAGCCGUGGAAGGAACAAUUCUUUGAAAGCUACUAUGGUCAGAGUUCUGGCCUGAGUCUUGAGGAGUCAAAGAAAUUGACAGCUUCACCCAGCGAUCCCAAAGUAAAGAAGUCUCCAGCUGAGCAACCAAAAUCCAUGCUUCCUUCAGAGGCCUCUCCUGUCAGUAUCGUCCCAGCAAUUCCCCCGUCGGAGUCUAAAGAAGAAGUCAUGCAAAUACUGUCCCUGGUUAGAAAAGAAGAACCCCGAAGCCAAGAAAAAAUUCCCUCAAGCCCCUCCACCCCCCCAAACCCCUCACUUUCCCCAGCCAGCCAUACUAAGGAGCUUAGCAACAUCCUUGCUGCCAAGUGCCCAAAGGCUGAGGGUCUCCUGGAGCAGAAGCCAGUUGCUCCUGCCGAGGAGGAGUCUGAAGCAGAGAAUCAUCUCACGACUGCUGCUGACUCUAAUGAAAACAGAAUCCAAGAAGCUUUAGCUACAUCCCCAAGCAAACCCACUAUAGAAACAGGCGCACAGGAGACCACCAGGAAAGAGCCUCCGGCCACUCCCACUCAGCUCAUCCCGGAAAGCCUCAAGAGGAAGUCUCUCCCCCAAGAAGAGCCCCCAACGAGCUCGGAGAAAAGGCCACGGGUGGCUGAGAAUCCGCAGCAGCAGCUGCCACCGCCGCCAUUUCCAGUCUCGCCACAGCCCUUUCUCAUUAGAGGGAACGCGGUCCAGGUGCGAAGGGUACCGCCUCUCAAGAUCCCGGUCUCCAGACUCUCCCCCAUGCUGUUUCCUUCAUCGCAGGUCUCUCCCAGGGCUCGUUUCCCAAUCUCCAUCACUAGUCCUAACCGAACCGGAGCCAGAACCCUUGCAGACAUCAAGGCCAAAGCCCAGCUGGUCAAAGCACAGCGGGCAGCUGCCGCCGCCGCCGCUGCCGCCGCUGCCGCCGCCUCAGUUGGCGGAACCAUUCCAGGACCUGGCCCCGGAGGUGGACAAGGCCCAGGAGAUGGUGGAGAAGGCAGAUCUGCCAGAGCAGGGAGUCCCCCCUCAGACAGAAUCGGUGAAACUGGAAAGGGCCCCACACUGGAAUUGGCAGGAACUGGAAGCAGGGGAGGUACGAGAGAGCUUUUACCCUGUCGCCCAGAGACUCAGCCCCAGUCUGAGACCAGGAUCCCAGGCCAGGCACAGCCUCCUAGUGGCCCUGGAGCACAACUACAGCAAACCCCCUCAGUGCCUCCAGCCUCUGCCACCGGUAGAGCAUGUACAAGUGCCCCUUCACCAGCCCACCCUAACGUAGCCUCACCAGCUUUAGGGAAAGCAGAUAAUGAAAGCCUGAAUCCCCCCAGGGCAGCAGCCAGAGUGGCCCCUCUCAGCCUCCCACAAGGGCCCAGUAGUUGCAGGCAGGAGAAAGCACCUUCCACCCCGACAGACCCUGCUCUCCUCUCAGAUGCCUCACCUGCUCAUUUCACAGCAGAGGGCCCAGUGGAGACCAAAGCAGGGUGUAGUCAGAAGAUCUCCGGCCUGUCAGUCUCGGCAGAAACAAGUGCUACUGCUCCAAUGGACAUGGAUCCCUCCCCUUUCACAUCUCCCUCACCAACAGCCACUUUAGCAAAACUUGCUGUCCCCCAGGUCAGUGUGACCACAGCACCAACCACUUCAGCCCUACCCUCCAACACUUUGCCAGCAGCAUCUAGCCUUAAAACCCCAGUAAUGUCUUCAGAUCUCAACGGACCCAUUUCAAGGCCAAGCUCUAGUAUACCUGCUAAUAAUCCUCUGGUCACUCAGCUGCUACAGGGCAAAGAUGUUCCCAUGGAGCAAAUCCUGCCUAAGCCUCUCACCAAAGUCGAAAUGAAAACUGUCUCACUGAGUAUAAAAGAGGAAAAGGGGGGGACAGGCACCAACAUGACCGAAAAUAGCUCCAGUGCGGACGUUCACGAGAGGCAGUUCCAUCCAGCCGCACAGCCUCUCAGUAAAAUGUCACAAAGCAGGCAACUCCCCCCGGUUCCAAGACCCUUUCCACGUUUUUCAGGAAAGGAUCUGAGGGACGCUCCCAUUGACACACACCAGUACCAAGAAGGACUAAGUAAAGCAUCCCAGGAUCAGAUCCUUCAGGCCCUCAUGCAGCGGGUUCAGAUGCCGAGUGUCUUCUCAUUUCUGCAGCCCCCCCAGUUCAACUUCACUCACUCAGGUUUCCAGGUAGAAGACGUCUCCAUGAGCCACAGGUUCAUGCUGGGCUUCACCGGCAGGAGGACAUCCAGGCCUGCAAUGGCAGGUCACUACUUACUUAACAUUUCCACCUACGGCCGCGGUUCAGAGAGUGUGAGGAGGACCCACUCUGUAAACUCUGAUGACCGCCUUUGUCUAAGCAGCCCCCACGAGGCCUCAAAAACGGGGUAUCCCGAGUGUAGAAACGCAGCCGAUGACAGCAGCAACAGAGACGAAGACUCUGGGGAGGAGAGCGCUGGCGAUGAGCAGGAGUCCGUCCUGGUCAAGGAGGAGCCCCAGGCGCCCCAGGCUGCCGGCAGGUGUGAAGCAGGCUCAGGACCCCGCAGCGGAGAACCCCUCUCCAGUGCCGAAUGUUUAGUGAAGAAGAGCGUGAAGGCCGAGUCGCCCAUGCGUGAGCAGAGCAUUCUGAGCAGAGAGAGCUGCUCGUUCACCAGGGGUCAGAUGCUUGACGAUAAGACCCUAGCCAGAGAUUUUAUUCAGGCAGCACAGAAGCAGAUGGCUCAUGCAGUUCGAGGCAAGGCCAUGUGUGGCAGCCCCGAGCUUUUCACGUCCACUGCUCUUCCCCUUCCUGCAGACAGCCCCACCCAUCAGCCCGUGCUCCUCCCACCGCUGCAGACCCCAAAGCUGUACGCGAGCCCCACACAGAUGGGCCCCAGCUACAGAGGCACGAUCAAUGUUUCCACCUCGUCUGACAUGGACCAUAACUCUGUUGUUGCGGGGAUGCCCGACUGCAGCCCGGUAGCGAGCAACGUAGGCGAUGUCAUGUCCUUUUCGGUGACUGUCACCACCAUCCCUGCCAGCCAGGCCAUGAAGUCCAGCAGCCACGGCCAGAGCAUUCCCGUGCAGGCCUUUCCUGAGGAGAACAGCAUAGAGGACGCACCUUCGAAAUGUUACUGUCGGUUGAAAGCCAUGAUCAUGUGCAAGGGCUGUGGGGCCUUCUGCCACGACGACUGCAUCGGCCCCUCCAAACUGUGUGUCUCUUGCCUUGUCGUGCGGUAACAGGCUGCUGCAGCCUGUGGGAUCACAAAAAUGAACACGUAGGUUUCGGUUGUCUUCAAAGACAAAUGUCAUUUAAUCAGGAAUACAGAGCUUGGAUCUUACAUUCUAGAAGAAGAGCACCUUGUGUAGUAAGUCUAAGUCAGGCAAGCCUUUGUGAAUUUGUGACAAGUUUGCACUUAUAAAAUCAUGUAAAUAUGUCACAAUUUUGUUUUAACAUUAUUUUUCCAAGUCUUUAGGUAAUAAUGUAUUAGUUUGAAUUCAAAUUUAUGUUCCACUUCAUGUGACCCUGAGGAAAGUUUAAUGUCAUGCCUAGUAAAAGGAAGCUGUCUCCCUCCUGUCCCGUUUUAUGAGGCUAGGAAAAGGGAGGAAUGACGGAAUGGUCAGAAGAAAUGACCGUGUUGAUUAUGUCUUGAGAAUAGGACAGCAGGCUGCAUGGAGAGUAUUCAGCCAUAGCGGGAUUUGGAUUCAGGAUUUACUCAGUCCCUUUACAUUAUAUGGACUCCUUUCAAGUUCCCAUUUUAGAGAAGGUUUAUUGAUUUCAGACUCUGGAAGCCCCGGCUUGGCUCUUUGCUCGCAUCAACCAAUACCAGGCACUGGAUAGGCACUUGGCUCGCUGUUGGUGGAGCCCUGCUGCACCCUUGUCCCACUCCCCUUCCCAGAGACAGGAACAUGAUGCCUCACCGGCAUGUGACCAUAGCUUGUGCCGGGCAUUUCCAGCAAUAACACCCAUGUGUUCCGUCAUUCAUGGGAGCUCCCAGGCAGGUAUGAAGGACCAGUAUGGAACUAACAGAAAGCACCAGUGGUGUGGUGUUUCAGGCCUCUUUUGUGUCAUUGCACAAGGGAAGUAAAGUUAGCAGAAACUGUUCAAAUGAGCAUAACACUUUUGGAAAAACAAUUUCACCUCCAGAAAUAAAGCAGCCUCUCCUUUCCACCUCUCAUCCAACCCUUUACUUAGGCGCUGCAGUCAUUCACGUGUCGCUCCAUCCAGGAAGGCAAACUCCUUCAUGCUGCAGAAGCUGCCAGACAGCUGAGCUGUAUGGUCAAAAGCCCGCUCUAUAUUAAUUUAAACAUGCGCAGUGAAAGCACUUUCUGCUUAGGAAGUAUGCCCCCGUUUUGAAUUGCUGCUCUGGAUGCAGUAAAUUGCUGUUGUGAAGGUUCAGUGAAUGACUCGGGGGCAUCUAGAGAGGAAGAGGAGUUAGCUCCAUAGUUGGUGGUGGUGGUUGUUUUCCAAGUCCUAUACCUAGUGACUGAAAUUUUGAAUACAUGUAUUUAGGUCAUGGUUAAUGAAUAGUAAUCUACAACUUAGCAGAAUUUGCUAUUUAAAAAAAUGGGGUUUGUCAGCAUGCAUCAUUUCGCAUUGGGUUUUGUCUCCUCACUUGAAGUGUGUGAAGUAAAACUGUUAGUGCGAUCUAGUGCAGUUGUGGUUGUACUAAGUACUUAGGAUGUGAUAAUUCUAAAUAUACAGCAGCUUACACUUGUCAUUUAAGUGGAAUUCCAUGUGAGGAGAAAGGGGUCAUCUUUGCUUUGCCGCUGUUCUGCCGCCCAUCCCUCCCCACCCCCAGUCAUUUGCUGCUGCUUUCAAACUCCAUAACUUUCGUUGGUUUGUAUGUUGUGUGUCCACGUUCCAAGACAAGUAUAGGAUUCAUAUCUCUGUUCUAGCUUCAUUCAAGACGUUAUGAUGUCCUCCCAGCUCUCCUCUCCCUUCAGCACACCCAUAGCUAAAAGGUGUGUGGAGGCUGCAGAGGUCCAGGGAGAAGAAGGAGCAAGUUCACUGGCCAAGACCCCCAAAGGAGUAGUUCACUGACUACUCCAAGGGGAAGCUAAGAUCUGUCGCUGGGCAGAAUCCUUGCCCGGCCUCCUCACUCCUCACAUUACUGUCUGAACUGAGGGCUGGUCUGCAUGCCAGAGGGCGAAAGGCUCAUCACCAGUUUGAGUUGAUGAAGGUGAUAUUUCUUCUUCACACCUUUCCUGUCACAAAGUCUCUCCUCCUCGGUUCCCUUCGCCCGAGGAUGGGCAGACUAGCCAGGAAAAGAGGAAAGGCAUCAGGGAUUUUCAAGACCAUUUUGAGAGCAAACCAUAUCGUGCCUCUUCAUCCUGACCCAGGUUCUUACAGAUUGGUCCUAAGCGUUACUAUUCACCAGAUUCUCUUAAUAGGAAACACCCAGCUACUAAAAUGUUUGCAUUUGUGAAUGCCCCUAAACCAGUCAACUAGGUACACUGGCUCAGUAUUGACCAAAUGAGAGAACACUUAGGAUCUUGUAGAUGAUAAUAAAUCGAAUAUAAUUUACUCACCAGUUUGUUUCAAAACAAACUAGAAACUCGUUUGUCUUACAAAUUAUAUGGGGGAGGGGGGAUUGCAAUUUGGCCCUUCUGAAAGUGAAGCAGCAGGAUUAGGAUGAUCCUUAAAUUAACAGACCAUGGUACUCCUGUACCUUCCAGGCAGUUUUUGUCUUAAAUUUUCAGUUACUUGACUUUUCAAUUCAGUCUGAACUGUCUCUUAACAAGUACUAAGCUUAUUUUGAUGAUAUUAAGUUGCACUAUUUCUGGUGACAAGCCAGGCGUUAGGCCUGGCAUGUUUGCCUCCAGUGUGUGCUUGGGCCUCCCAGUACCUCCACUGUGGGUCCUGUCGGGGAGAGAACACUGGCGAUGUCUCAUCUCAGUCUUAGGAAUGUUCUAAGUUGACCCAGAGAGAAGACGCUCUGACUCUGUUCUUAACUCCAUUAAACUGAAAAUAAAGCCAAAAAAACCUGGAGUCACUUGCCCUGUUUGUACGACAUAACCCUGUGCUCAAGAUACUGGCGCUACCUGUGGUGUCCUCACACAGCGUUUUCCACAGAAAGAUUUGGUAAACAGGAAGCUUUUCUUGUACUAGGCGAGGCAUACUGCACUACUUGAAUCAUAAAGCACACAUGCAGAGGUGUUUUUAGGAAUUAUCUCAUUUAAAUAAAUAGCCAAAGGAUGAACCUCACUGCCUUCCCGGUGAAGGUGCAGAUUCAUCCCUAUUAGUGACCCGACAGGAGCCAUCUAACUGUUACCUUCUUUAAGGGAUUCCAGCGAAAUCCUGAGGGGUCUGUCACUUCACCAUUUAUUUCCAGGAGGCACUUGUCAGUGGGCAGUUCCAGGGCUGUUUUCUCUGUGACCUGGAGUCUUCACCACACAGCAAGGGGGAGAAAGUCUCCCCAAGAUAUUACAACAACGUGCUAAGUGAGACACUUGGCCAAGGGUCAUUGUCAGCUUGACUGAUACAGUAGCCCAAAGAGACUUUGAGAAACAUGAUGACAGGCGGGAUCCCCGCUGCCGUGUUUCUAUACCUAGAUACCUAUUGACUGACAGAACAAUGGGUGAAGCAUUUCCUGAAGUUUGAAGUGCAAGCUUCAUAGAUUCUUGGUUACUUUAUUUUUUUUAAUGCUUUACAUUUGAUACAACUAUUAAAGAUCAAUUUUAAAAAUAGCUUUCCAGUAAUAUAUUUUAAGUAAUAUAUAUUUUAAUAUCUAUGUAAAAAGUGACAGUGGAAGACUGAAUUUCUCAUAUGUGGUAUGUUCAGUGCAGGACCUCACUGUUAAGGCACAAAUUAUUUCAAAGGAAGUUAAAGAUGCUCAGACUAUUUCAGUCAAAAAAAAAAUGCAAUAAGGGGGAUAGUUUUGGAGUUUUUAUUUAUGAGAAAGCUGACUGGCUGACCACAAGCUGUUCUCUUCCCUUCUGGCUAUAAGGUUUGUACAGACUGGCUUGGUAAAUGCUAAACUUUUGUGUCUUUUGCCUUUUUAAAGGAAUUGUUAACAUUGGAAUUGAGGGUAUGUACAGAGAAGUUGGUGUCAGCACCAUUUAAAAAGUCAUAUUUUUUCACAGAUAUAGAGAAAUCAUUUUACAUAAGAAUUUUAAGUAUUUGCAAUAAAUAUAUGUAAAUAGAUUGUAUGUAUUCAUAUAUUCUUAUUUUUCAUUUUAUUAUUAAGAAAAUUAAAGUGAAAAUAAAAACCUUGGAAUUUGUGGUGAA
Molecule: messenger RNA, 8736 nt
Organism: Erinaceus europaeus (western European hedgehog)
Lineage: Eukaryota; Metazoa; Chordata; Mammalia; Eulipotyphla; Erinaceidae
Gene: ASXL2
Product: ASXL transcriptional regulator 2
Exons: 13
Coding region: 153-4745 (1530 amino acids)
Biological process (GO): animal organ morphogenesis; positive regulation of transcription by RNA polymerase II
Cellular component (GO): PR-DUB complex
Molecular function (GO): chromatin binding; peroxisome proliferator activated receptor binding; DNA binding
Source: RefSeq, a predicted model, not a curated record